CUUCGAGAGAGAGUUCUCUCCCUGUUCUCCUGUCGCACCGACGACGACGAAGACGAGGCACCACCUCGUGCUCUUGUGAUUGGAGGUCCCGCGGACUUCCAUCAGAAAGAGACGAGUGAUGGGGGCCCUCUUCGCGCGCCCAUUGUUGGUGCCCCUGCACCCUAUGUGCGUGAGCGC
Aureobasidium uvarum is the source of this 177-nucleotide messenger RNA. NCBI's taxonomy places the organism in Eukaryota, Fungi, Ascomycota, Dothideomycetes, Dothideales, Saccotheciaceae. The record is from the annotation of a GenBank genome assembly.